Messenger RNA from Fusarium venenatum, 273 nucleotides. The record is from RefSeq and is a predicted model, not a curated record. Lineage: Eukaryota; Fungi; Ascomycota; Sordariomycetes; Hypocreales; Nectriaceae.
AUGUACACAUCCAUUUGCUUUUUUUACAGGUUGCAGCCCGAGAAAGGAUACAUACAGUACGUUCAAUGUCCCCCAUGUGCCCGCGCUUCAACUAAACUCCACUGCAUUCAGUGCUUUGAGCUGCAAACCACCAAACACCACGGUAUCGUCUCCCCAGAGACAGAAAAUUUGACGCCCUCAAGCGACAUCGCCCUCAACAUCGACACCCCAAAAUCAAUCUACAACCACCUUUUUCAUCGUCAAAAACUCGUGCAUUCAUCUCAGGCGACUUGA